CUUUUUUGUCAAGGGCAUAUUGUUUUCUUUUCAGCAUUUUUAAACUAAUCAGUUCUUUGGGAACCGCCUGAUCAGAAUGUCCACAAACGGAAUAAGCAUGGCUCUAAAGCUUCAGUUUGGACUUAUUAAUUCUGAAAAUCGUUACCUCACAGCAGAGGCAUUUGGGUUCAAGGUAAAUGCAUCUGGAACAAGCAUGAAGAAGAAACAGAUCUGGACCCUGGAGCAAGACCAGGACAGCCAGGUGGUUUUCUUGCGCAGUCACCUCGGACGCUAUCUGGCCUCGGAUAAAGAUGGCAAGGUAAGCUGUGAGGAGGAAGUGCCAAAUACAGACUGCCGUUUCAUGAUUGUGAUGCAGUCAGAUGGACGCUGGGCCUUGCAGUCUGUGCCAUACUUGCGUUAUUUUGGAGGCUCUGCAGAAUAUCUGUCCUGUUUUGCCCAGACCAUUGGAGAGUCUGAGCUAUGGGCCAUGCAUCUUGCCCUUCACCCACAGGCCAACCUGCUAAGUGUGGGCCGCAAGCGCUACGCUCACCUGUCCAUUGCAGACGACGAGCUCUCUAUGGACAGCAACAUCCCCUGGGGUGUGGACUCCCUGAUCACCUUGGUCUACAUGGAUGGGAAGUACAGUCUGAAGACCUGUGACAACCGAUUUCUCAGCAAUGAUGGCAAGCUGGUAAUGGAGAAUGGGCCUAACACCAGUUUCACCCUGGAGCUCAAGUCUGGCAAGCUGGCCUUUAAGGACUGUGGGGGCAAGUACCUCUCACCAACGGGCCCCACGGGCACCCUGAAGUCUGGCCGCUGUUCAAGACCAGGGAAAGACGAGCUGUUUGAACUGGAAGAGAGCCACCCACAAGUUGUUUUCCAGGCAGCCAACAAAAGAUAUGUGUCUAUUCGUCAAGGUGUUAGCAUCUCAGCUAAUCAGGAUGAUGAGACAGACAUGGAGACAUUUCAGAUGGAGAUUGACAAGGAGACUAAGAAGUGCAUGUUCAGAACCAGCGGCGGAAAUUACUGGACACUCGUUACUCAUGGAGGGAUUCUGUCUUCAGCCACAGAAGUAGAAGAAAACACCAUGUUUGACAUUGAGUGGUUGGGCAGACGAGUCGCUUUGAGGGCAAACAAUGGAAAAUAUGUCUGCACAAAGAAAAAUGGACAGCUUGCUGCUGUGAGCGAUUCUUUGGGGGAGGACGAGCAGUUUGUGCUAAAGCUGAUUAAUCGUCCAAUCCUGGUCUUGCGUGGGGAGAACGGCUUUGUGUGUCACCACAAAAAUUCCAAUACACUGGACGCCAGUCGCUCUGUUUAUGACAUCUUCUCAUUGCUUUUCAGUGAUGGCGCAUACCAUAUAAAAAGUGGAAAUGAAAAGUUUUGGUAUGUCUCCGGUAGUGGUCUGGUGUGCACAGAUGGGGACAAACCUGAGGAUUUCUUCUUUGAGUUUGCGGAGUAUGGACGGGUUGGCAUCAAGGGUCAGAAUGGCAAGUACCUGCGUGGAGACCAGGGAGGGACGCUGAUGGGUGACGGGUGCAGCGUGGACGCCUCUUCCCUGUGGGAGCACUGAGUGCUGUAACCAACCAGAGACACAAAUACAGACUCAAUGAGAAACAAUAAGUUCUCAUACUGACACCUGUUAAACUAAUGACUUUUCAGGAGAACGUUGUUCAUUCAUUUUCUUUCUUCAGUCUUUUUUGUGAGUGAGUGAAAUAUCUGUGGUAAAUGUUAGUGUCACCCUUUGAUUCAUCAGAAAAAUACAAUUUACAAGUUUAAAGAUGCUCUAUUUGAGGAAGGGUUUUUAACACCUUAUGAAUUGAAUUUUGACAAAUGUGUUUGACAGUAGAAAGUCUCCCUGGACUUAAAAAUUAUAUUUCUAAAAUGGCGAUGUUACAUCAGUCAUAUAAGCCAGCGAACUGUCUGAAAUAUUGACAUUUUAAAUCUCUAAACAUAUGAAAAGCUUAUAGGUUUUCAAAUAAACAUUAUUUAACACAA
Messenger RNA from Ctenopharyngodon idella (grass carp), 1974 nucleotides. RefSeq names its product fascin actin-bundling protein 2a, retinal (gene fscn2a). Bases 77 to 1549 code for a protein of 490 amino acids. The transcript has 5 exons. The record is from RefSeq and is a predicted model, not a curated record. Gene Ontology annotation, molecular function: protein-macromolecule adaptor activity; actin filament binding. Gene Ontology annotation, biological process: actin filament bundle assembly; cell migration; establishment or maintenance of cell polarity. Gene Ontology annotation, cellular component: actin cytoskeleton; cytoplasm. Lineage: Eukaryota; Metazoa; Chordata; Actinopteri; Cypriniformes; Xenocyprididae.